UGACCCUUCGUGGCAUUGUGGGUAAGCGGAAAAAGGCUCCAAAAGGUACACCAGAGCGUCAGUCGCACGUUGCGGAGUUGCUGAAGAAGAAACAACAAAGAAACACGUCCUUUGGAUUAAAUCAAGGAAACAGUUGAAAAAUGUCCAUCGGAGUCCCAAUCAAGGUCCUGCAUGAGGCAGAGGGACACAUUGUGACCUGUGAGACAAACACAGGGGAGGUGUACAGAGGCAAGCUGAUUGAGGCAGAGGACAACAUGAACUGCCAGAUGUCUAACAUAACAGUGACAUACCGUGAUGGCAGAGUGGCACAGUUGGAGCAAGUGUACAUCCGUGGCAGCAAAAUCCGCUUCCUGAUCUUACCUGACAUGUUAAAGAAUGCUCCUAUGUUAAAGAGUAUGAAGAAUAAGAACCAGGGGUCUGGUGCAGGAAGGGGCAAGGCAGCUAUUCUCAAAGCACAAGUGGCUGCAAGGGGUCGGGGGCGUGGCGGAAUGGGAAGAGGCAACAUCUUCCAGAAGAGACGAUAACUGUUCCAGCUGUGUUCAAAAUGUUGUUUUGUAUAGUCCUUUGUUUUUAUUAAUCUUGUCAUCAUUGGAUUGGAUUGGACACCUUUGGUAUUGUUUGCAAUUUUAUGCUUCUCAGUCUUUUUCUUUGAUUUCAUUUUUUUUUUUUUAAGAAAUAAACAUAUUUCACUUUGA
Molecule: messenger RNA, 695 nt
Organism: Notolabrus celidotus (New Zealand spotty)
Lineage: Eukaryota; Metazoa; Chordata; Actinopteri; Labriformes; Labridae
Gene: snrpd3l
Product: small nuclear ribonucleoprotein D3 polypeptide, like
Exons: 4
Coding region: 141-524 (127 amino acids)
Biological process (GO): spliceosomal snRNP assembly; RNA processing
Cellular component (GO): U12-type spliceosomal complex; precatalytic spliceosome; catalytic step 2 spliceosome
Molecular function (GO): RNA binding
Source: RefSeq, a predicted model, not a curated record